AUGAAGGCAGAACCAAAAUGGGGCCAGCUAAAAGGCCACUUUUUCACUAUGUUAGUGUUUGGUAAUGAAAUGGUGCGUUUGAACGCCGUGUUUGUUUCCAACAUCAUCCUACUAUUUUGCUAUUUUGGUUCGGGUUUGCCGACAUCGGUUAAUGGCGAUGACCACCGUGUUUCAGCCCGGGCUCUAUACGAUAUCUUGAAUGAUGAAAGCUACCGGCUUAUGUUGGCAGCCAUCCUGGAGGACUACCUUCGAAUUAACAGUACCAACAGCUUAGUAGCGUGGAGAAAUCCAGCUUUCGCUCACUACGAUCAGAAGCUGAUAAUCGCCUUGCAGAGCCAGCUAGAGGAGGACGAUGAUACGUACGAAAAUGAUCAACCACACGCCGACCCAGUUUCGCUGCUGCCUAUACAUGGUGGUCUCAAAUUUGUUACCAACUACUGCGGCCCGGGAAACUGGUCCGUUGAUGGAAAUACAGUGCAAAAUUCAUAUUUUUCUAACUUAGAUCAGUGCUGCAAGCAACACGACGAGUGCCCAUAUACAAUAGUGGAUCGUAGUGACUACCGCCGGUAUAAAAAUCUCCCCUAUAAACCACAGUUGUUUACCAGACUUCGCUGCAUCUGUGACGUGGAUUUUAUACGCUGCUUACAGAACAUUGCAACAUUUUUCUCUUAUGCAGUUGCAUGGAUAUAUACGAAGUUUCAGUCAAAUUGCUUCGACUACGAGUAUCCAGUGAUGAAAUGCACCAAGAAAAGAAACGAUGGCAUUUUCUCCACAGAUCGCUGCUUAACCUAUUUGGUAAAUAAUUCUUUGGACAAAUGUUGGCAGUGGUUCGACCUGCCGCAUCUUAGCGCGAAUACAUUUUUCUUUCCCGAAGUGGAAUAUUAUGUUGAGCAAGAUCGGUUCAACUCAUCUUUACCUCGAAGUUUUGAGACUACAUAACACAAAAUAUAGUUGCUCCCUUAGAUUA
Messenger RNA from Anopheles coustani, 967 nucleotides. RefSeq lists its product as uncharacterized. Gene Ontology annotation, biological process: phospholipid metabolic process; arachidonate secretion. The record is from RefSeq and is a predicted model, not a curated record. Lineage: Eukaryota; Metazoa; Arthropoda; Insecta; Diptera; Culicidae. The coding region runs from base 1 to 939 and encodes 312 amino acids. The transcript is spliced from 4 exons.